AUGUCCAAACCCUCCGACUCCCACGUGGCGGUUCUCGCUUUCCCCUUCGGGACUCACGCGUCUCCUCUCCUCGCCGUAAUGCGCCGUCUCGCCACCGCCUCUCCUUCCACCGUCUUCUCCUUCUUCAACACCGCGCAAUCCAACUCCUCCUUAUUCUCCGACGAUGGAGAUCGGCCGGCGAACAUCAGAGUUCACGACGUCGCUGACGGUGUACCGGACGGAUACGUGUUCACCGGGAGACCACAGGAGGCGAUCGAGCUGUUUCUUCAAGCUGCGCCGGAGACUUUCCGGAGAGAAAUCGCGGCGGCGGAGACGGUGGUCGGUAAGAAAGUGACAUGCAUGUUAACGGAUGCGUUCUUCUGGUUCGCGGCGGAGAUGGCGGAGGAGAUGAAGGCGUCGUGGGUUGCGUUCUGGACCGCCGGAGCAAACUCACUCUCUGCUCAUUUCUACACAGAUCUCAUCAGAGAAACUAUCGAAGUAGAUGGGCGUAUGGAAGAGACAUUAGGGUUUAUCCCAGGAAUGGAGAAGAUCAGAGUCAAAGAUACACCAGAAGGAGUUGUGUUUGGGAAAUUAGACUCUGUUUUCUCAAAUACGUUGCACCAAAUGGGUCUUGCUUUACCUCGUGCCAAUGCGGUUUUCAUCAACUCUUUCGAAGAGUUGGAUCCUGCACUGACUGAAAACCUCGGAUCGAUAUUCAAACGUUACCUGAACAUCGGUCCUCUCGCGUUACUAUCGUCGACAAUGCAGAAAGAUACACUAGUGCAUGAUCCUCACGGCUGCUUGGCUUGGAUCGAGAAGCAAUCCCCUGCUUCUUCUGUCGCGUACAUUAGCUUUGGAACGGUGAUGACACCGCCUCCUGGAGAGCUUGUGGCGAUAGCACAAGGACUGGAAUCGAGCAAAGUACCGUUUGUUUGGUCGCUUAAGGAGAAGAACAUGGUUCAUUUACCAGUAGGGUUUUUGGAUCGGACAAGAGAACAAGGAAUAGUGGUUCCAUGGGCUCCACAAGUGGAACUGCUUAAACACGAAGCAACGGGUGUGUUUGUGACGCACUGUGGAUGGAACUCGGUGUUGGAGAGUGUAUCGGGAGGUGUACCGAUGAUUUGCAGACCGUUUUUCGGCGAUCAGAGACUCAACGGAAGAGCAGUGGAGGUUGUGUGGGAGAUUGGAAUGACUAUUAGCAAUGGAGUCUUUACGAAGGAAGGAUUCGAGAAAUGUUUGGAUCGAGUUUUGGUACAAGAUGAUGGGAAGAAGAUGAAGGGUAAUGCUAAGAAGCUACAAGAACAAGCACAAGAAGCUAUCUAUGGGAAAGGAAGUUCCUUUAAGAAUUUCAAAGGAUUGUUGGAUGCAGUUGUGAAAGUUUAA
Messenger RNA from Arabis nemorensis, 1362 nucleotides. Lineage: Eukaryota; Viridiplantae; Streptophyta; Magnoliopsida; Brassicales; Brassicaceae. The record is from the annotation of a GenBank genome assembly.